CUUACUGUCCAUUCAAUUGCUGUUACUACCAUUUUCUCCUAUCCAAAUGGCUUGCUCUGCUUCUUCAACUGCCCUUCUUUCUUCCAACCCAAAAGCUUCCAUUUCCCCCAAAUCCUCCUUUAAAGCCCCCAUUUCUCAAUGCCUCUCUGUUCCUUCCUCUUUCAACGGGCUCCGUAAUUGCAAGCCUUUUGUUUCUCCUGUAGCCCGUUCCCUCUCUUCUCGCGUUGCUCAAUCCCAACGCCGUCGUUUCACUGUCCGUGCCUCUAGUGAACUUCCACUUGUUGGAAAUCAAGCGCCAGACUUUGAGGCUGAAGCUGUUUUUGAUCAAGAAUUCAUCAAGGUUAAACUAUCUGAGUACAUUGGGAAGAAAUACGUGAUUCUCUUUUUCUACCCACUAGACUUUACAUUUGUUUGUCCAACAGAGAUCACUGCUUUCAGUGACCGUUAUGAAGAAUUUGAAAAGUUGAACACAGAAAUAUUGGGUGUUUCCGUAGACAGUGUGUUCUCCCACCUUGCCUGGGUCCAAACCGAAAGAAAGUCUGGUGGGCUAGGUGAUUUGAACUAUCCAUUAAUUUCUGACGUGACCAAGUCAAUUUCAAAAUCAUACAAUGUACUGAUCCCCGAUCAGGGAAUUGCAUUGAGAGGACUUUUCAUCAUUGACAAGGAAGGAGUUAUUCAGCAUUCAACCAUUAACAAUCUUGGAAUUGGUCGGAGUGUUGAUGAAACAUUGAGAACUCUUCAGGCAUUGCAAUACGUUCAGGAUAACCCGGAUGAAGUGUGCCCAGCUGGAUGGAAGCCUGGGGAGAAAUCCAUGAAGCCUGACCCCAAGGGUAGCAAAGAAUACUUUGCAUCCAUAUGAGGCGCGCAUACCUGGUUCCAGUCUUGCCAUAGACAAAAGCUUGGUAUUUAAGUGGAUAUAAGAUAUAGCAAUGGGCUCACUCCGAGUUUUCAGCCAUGAAUUUCUCGGUUAUCAAAACAUAUAUGUACCAAUUUUUGCAUCACUUCACAAGUUAUAUGCACUAUUCUAGUUUCUAGCUCC
Nicotiana tabacum (common tobacco) is the source of this 1039-nucleotide messenger RNA. RefSeq names its product 2-Cys peroxiredoxin BAS1, chloroplastic. The record is from RefSeq and is a predicted model, not a curated record. Gene Ontology annotation, biological process: hydrogen peroxide catabolic process; response to oxidative stress; cell redox homeostasis. NCBI's taxonomy places the organism in Eukaryota, Viridiplantae, Streptophyta, Magnoliopsida, Solanales, Solanaceae. Gene Ontology annotation, molecular function: thioredoxin peroxidase activity.